UGUGAGUGUUUGCACAGCAACACGGUAAUAUUAGCAUUAUGUUUUCAACAGUCCUCAUGUUCUAGCAUCAGACCGUUUAUUUAGAUUUACUGUACAGUCGCUGAAUGUGGUGUCUGGAUGUGUUUAGCAUGGAGCUUCUUUUGCAUAUUUUCUCGUGCACUCUGGUAAGAUUGCAUUGCAAUAAUUGUGAAUGAAUGCACAGCUAUUGCAGUCGUACACUUUACAAUGCAUCUCAGAUAUGCUGUCUUGUUUUUGUCACUGUGUUUAGACAUAAAGGCGGUGUUGAAGUUCAGGGCAUUAAUAGUUGGUAAAACUUGUCCUGAGAUAAACUCGAUGGCACAACUGCUGCAAACAACAGAAAAAGCUAAUAAACAGAGAGACGUUCCAGCUAAAUAACAAAAGGUUGCUGUGCUGCUCGCUCAGUCUUUGUGGAUGCAAUGUGAAGUUUGUGAUGAAACAUAAGCGCGUAUGGUUUUAUCUACGAGGCCGCCGAUUGGUCAGAUGCUGUGGCGAGAUGUGACGUCGGAAGAAAACACCGGGGUCCCUACCUAACACCGUAGAUGAUGUCCAACAGGCCACAUGAUCCACACAAGCUUGCCUUUUCACACACUACCCUUGCAGUUCUGCUUGGCGCGAUGGCCUGCGACAAGUGUGCAAGGACCGACAUGAGCCAGCGACGAAUGGGACUGGUACGUCUUCGUGCAUCGGCCAUGUUAGAUCAACCCGAGCAGCAUUCACUCUUUUAGAAACAGAGACACGCUGGUUAGGAAAGUAGCCCCACCUUCUGAAAUGUCACAAGUCUUCCCUCAAUCCCCUGAGACUGCUAAGAGAAGUGUUGAGCAAGUCCUCAAGAGCUGAAAAGAGGUUUUCGCAGUUCGCAGGCUUUCUGCGCUCUCAUUAGUUGAGCCGCCGAGAGGGGGAAAGAGAGAGAGAGAGAGAGAGAGAGAGAGUGCACUGCAUUCGGAGGGAAAAAAAGUUUGUACAGCGAGUCCAGCCUCGAGGGGUUUCUGGAGCAAGAGCCAGAGCUAACAGAACGUCUAUGCUGUGUCGCUUUCCUUUCGAUUUAUUACAAUAGAGCCUGCCGUAGUGUCGGACACUGGGAAGAAAUGGAGGGAAACGAUAGCGGGACACUUCCCUUGCUGCACGGUUAGGGUGUGUUUGAGGGAACGUCUAAUGUUUCUGUCGUUUUCUUUCCCAGCCUUGUUCUGUCACUGCAAGGGAGGGAUUUAAGGGAGUGGAGCAGAUGGAUUGAAGGAUGAACCAGGAGUAGAGACAGAGAAAAAGGGCACGCGAGGAGAGCAGUAUUGUGGGGGCGGAGCCUGUUCGUUUAACUUCUUUCUCAUUGGCUGGAAGCUCAGAACUCCAUUGUGGAGACUCCUCCGAUCAUUUGAAUGUGGUUGUUUCUUUAAGUACAGUUACUUUUAUAUUGCAGGGGUUGAUUUUUAUUAACUAACAUACUUUAUUUUUUGUUCUUCUUAAGAGAGAAUGUACAAGAAACACGUUUAUUUAGUUUUGCUUUCAAAUAUUUGGCCUAGCCCCAAAACAUUCAAUCUUAAACUUAAAACGCAUUUUGCCCUAUUUGUGUUGUUUUACUACUUGCACAGUUUUUAAAGUAUAAAACAUUGUUAAUUACAAUAAACAGCAAGGUUUUUAAUCAUAAUUUUAGGUGGGCCGACCCUCAGAUGGGGGGUCUCAACCCCCCCACCCCCCCCACCCCCAAGGAUUUCCGCCUAUGGUCUCCACUAACUUUGCACAUAUAGACUUUGUAAUAUUUGCUCACUUUUCUUUGCAGAACUGCUCAAGUUCAGUUCAAACUAAUGGUGAGCAUUUGUGGACUGCAGUCUUCAAGUCAUUCCACAGAUUUUCAAUUGAGUUUAAGUCUGAACCCUGACGAGGCCAUGCAAGGAUACCUCUUUCUCCUUCAGCGUCUGUGUACUCAGGUUUACCUUCCAACAUGACAAUUGACCCAAAGCACACUGAAAAGCUUCUCAUUCACAGUUUUUCCUAAAAUUUGACAGUAUAUGACUCAUGCUCCAGUUCCUGCUGCAGAGAAACACCUCAUAACAAGACAUCAGCACUUUCAUGCUUUACUACCGGAAUGCUGUUAUUUGGAUACUGAGCUGGAUUGGAUUUCCGCUAGACAUAUAACUUGGUGUUGAGGCCAAAUUAUUAAAUUUAAGUCUCAUCGGCCUCACAAUCUUCAAGGUGUGUAUUAGCAAUGAUCAGUCUGGCUGCAUGUGGCCUUUCUUGAUGCGUGGCUUUUUUUCCCAUACAAGCCACAUUUAUGGAGGAUUUGUGAAAUUGUCUCAUACACACAAGGACCACUCUUUUUCAUAAAUUCCUGCAGCUGGUUCAAGGUUGCUGACGGCUUCUCGGUUGUCUCUCUGAGCAUUUUCCACCUGGCUCUUUCAUCCAAUUUGGAGCACAUCCUGAUCCAGGGAGGCUCUGUGUUGUAUCAAAUACCUUCCACUUCCUAAUAAUGAGCUUCACUGUGCUACAUCAUUUCAUGCACUAUAUUCCAAGCCAUUAGAAGUCAUGUGAGGCUUUGUGGAAGACACAGAACUUUAAGUUAUUAGUAAAGAUAAAUCCUUGCCUUUUUUUCAUUCAUGUCCAGAAUACAAAAUUAGCAUGUUGUGUCCAAACUUGUGAAUAUGAGUACAAUUUUGGCCUCAAUUCUUGGACAUGCUGUUUACUCUUAUGGUCAUUUGUGAUGUUAUUAAUAAUUUAUAUAUUUUUCAGAAAUGUCUACUUUGUGUUUUUGAGAGAAAAGAAAACUUUAAAAAGUUACAUUUUACAUCAAACCUUUGAAGCAAAUGAAUGAAUGUUUGAUGGAAAGAACUAAAAAUAAAUCCGUUUAUGUUCAGAAACUUUCAAAUACAUUUUCUGCAGAAAGGAGUUUUGUUCUAAUGUGAUUCCACUGAUUCUUUCGUUCUUUCUGGUGGGAUUAUCUGUGUGUGUGUGUGUGUGUGUGUGUGUGUGUGUGUGAGAGAGAGAGAGAGAGAGAGAGAGAGAGAAAACACACUGAGUCUGCGCGCUGGGGGAGGAGUAUCUAUGUCACACUCCCUCUCUCUCUCUCUCUCUCUGUCUUUCUCCUUCUGCUCUAUACUUGCAGUUUUUCCGCCCUCUCACUUCUCCCUUUUUAUUUCUCUCUCUCUCUCUCUCUCCCUCGCGCGAGUGCAAGGCCAUGUGGGACGUCUGAUGAGGAGUUUCACCCCUCCAUGUAUCUAGUUUCAUAUCUCUCUUUCCCUCUCCACCGUUCUUUCGCUUUCCAUACGGGUUCCUCAAGCUCCACUGUCUUUGCAAGGUGGAGACCCGCUGGAGACUAGUUUUAAGAGUGUAAGGGGGGAAAGGGGGAAAGAAAAAAAAACAGGCUUUUUCUUUUUGCCACGAGGGCCUCCUGACUAGAGUGCGACAGAGGCUUCACCACAAGCCUCUUCCAUUUUCCAGCACAAUUUAGUGUGCUUUUUCAUGCACCCGAUUGCGGAAUUUCAGCAAGAUUUGCGACUGCGUUCGGUUCACGAAGUGCCUAUUUUGACAUGUUCUUUUUCAAUUUCAGCGAGUGGAGUCGAAUUCCACUCGGACCUGCAGCCUAUGGCAGCGUAGUGCCAGGCCAAUCAGAUCACUGAUAACCUGCUGGAUUUGCCAUUUGGAAGUACUGGCCUGCGACUUACCCAUUUCCGAUCCGACAUUGGAUUCAGGAGUGAAGCUGCUCCACUUUGGGACAAGUGCCAGUUGCAAAAAGGCGAGUGAAAAUAUCAAUGAUCUGCAUGAGGAAACAUUGAGGGUGAGCGGAAAACACAAACUCACAAAUGCCGGUGCAACUAUUGCAGAAAAAAGUGAAGGAUGGUUGAAAGGGGAAGGGAAGACCCAAAAUGUGGAUCGUAAAAGAUGAGGUGAGGUGUUUAUUCAAGCCUGUUUGAUGCACCUCGGGCCUUCAAGAGUUGAUUGCAUGUGCCGUAGCAACUGUGGGACUAUUUGCAUGCAGCAGACACGCUAAUUGUGUGUUUGCUAACAUGCACCAUUCAGCACGAUGCACUCCGGUCUUAGACGGGGUUCACACACGCCUUCCAGACGUCCUGGAGGCCUCCUAUUGUUCCAGAGGCCCAGCCAAGCAGCAGGCAAGCCUAACCAGAGCCCCGCGAAGGCCUGCCGAGAGGGGAAGCUGGAAUUCAAGACCAGACGGGAUAGCGGGAGAGUGAACAGACUCACAGCCCCUCUCUCUCUUUCACUCCGCAGCAGGAAAAAAGAGGCCUGUGGGAAGUGCUACCUCCAGGCACUGAUGUCCUCGCAGAUGUGUGCACAAGAGGAGUUGCAAGAUUCUGCUUUGCACAGGCUCACUGUAACCACACGAUCACCACAGUCAUCAUUAUAUGGAAGGAGCAGAAGGAAGACUCCACAGAUGAGUUUGAGCAGCAUGCGGUGCUGUGGAAGACAGUCGUUGGUUUCCAGUCGGGCUGAAGCGAGGACGUCUCGGUCCUUUGGGGUGAGGUAGUAGGUUGUAUAGUUUUAGGGUGACACCCUUCCUUUAGAUAACUAUACAACUUACUGUCUUUCCUGAAGAGGCUGUAAAAUCACCGUCAUCUUCCUCUUUGAGCCUGACGAUGGAUGCACACAAACCCUGGACCUGUGUUAUGAGCUUUUGAUCUUUUUGUUAAUAUUUUGAUUUCAGCUUUAUUUUAGUAUUUUCAGUUUUCAUUUAAAUGUUUGGUACAGUUUUUUGCCAUUUUAAUGCAUGUUAAUAUAUUUGUUAUUCAUUUUUUAUUUAUUCGUAUGAGUUUCAUUUGUAAUUUUAGUUCUUCAAGUUAAACUAAACGAAAGGAGAAAUGUGGCAAGGAGCUGACAUGAGGUUGAUUUUUAUUAAAACAUAUAUUUAGUUAAGUUUUAGUUAAGGUUUUGGUUCCUUUCUGAUAUAUUUUUUUAAAUGUCAACAUUGUUUUUAUAACUUUUUAUUUAUUUGUUUAAGUUUAUUUAAUUUGCUAUUUCAAUUAUGCAGGAUAAACUAAACUAAAAUUAUUAUGUUAUAAGCUGAAAAAAGUCUAAUGAAAUAGGUUUGGUUUUUGUAUAAAAUUUUAAUAAACUUUUAUGUCGUAUUAUUCAUAUACAUUUUUAUAUAUUUUAAUUAUGAUAUAUUUAAUACAUAAUGAUUUAUUGUAAUUUAAACAUUGAAUAUAUAUAUAUAUAUAUAUAUAAUUGUUAUAUGGUUUUAGCUUUAGCUAACUAUAAUGAAUGGAAUAGACAGCAUCCAUCAAGGAAAUAUUAAACUACGACUACUAAAGAAUUACAUGAUGUUCAUAUUAGGAUUGAAUUAUUAACUGAUUUCUUGAUUUUCCAGAAGAUCUUUUGUUAAGAACCAUUUCAGAAUUGUUUUAUUUAUUUAUCUAUUUUUUCGGGAAGUUUUCGCAGAUGUGCACUUCAGAAUUGCUUAGCAAAGAUAUGUGUACAUUUUUAAUUCACAUUACGACGAUCCAGAGAGUAUUUCAGCAUGUGCAUCCCUCUGGAGCAUAUCUUCGCCAUGAGGAUGAGGAAGAGGAUGAGGAUGAGGACAAGGAUGAGGACGGGGAUGAGGUUGAGGAUGAGGAUGAGAAUGAGGACGAGGACCAGGAUGAGGACGGGGUCAGGGAUGAGGAUGGGAAUGAGGAUGAGGAUGGGAAUGAGGACGAGGACCAGGAUGAGGACGGGGUCAGGGAUGAGGAUGGGAAUGAGGAUGAGGAUGGGAAUGAGGACGAGGAUGAGGACGGGGAUGAGGAUGAGAAUGAGGACGAGGACCAGGAUGAGGACGGGGUCAGGGAUGAGGAUGAGAAUGAGAAUGAGGAUGGGGACGAGGACAGGGAUGAGGUUGAGGUUGAGGAUGAGGAUGAGGACGAGGACCAGGAUGAGGACGGGGUCAGGGAUGAGGAUGGGAAUGAGGAUGAGGAUGGGAAUGAGGACGAGGAUGAGGACGGGGAUGGGGAUGAGGAUGAGGAUGAGGAUGAGAAUGAGGACGAGGACCAGGAUGAGGACGGGGUCAGGGAUGAGGAUGAGAAUGAGAAUGAGGAUGGGGACGAGGACAGGGAUGAGGUUGAGGUUGAGGAUGAGGAUGAGAAUGAGAAUGAGGACGAGGACCAGGAUGAGGACGGGGUCAGGGAUGAGAAUGAGGAUGAGAAUGAGGAUGGGGACGGGGUCAGGGAUGAGAAUGAGGAUGAGAAUGAGGAUGGGGAUGGGGACGAGGAUGAGGACGAGGAUGGGGAUGAGGUUAAGGUUGAAGAUGAGGAUGAGAAUGAGGACAAGGACCAGGAUGAGGAUGGUGUCAGGGAUGAGGAUGAGGAUGGGGAUGAGAAUGAGAAUGAGGAUGGGGACGAGGAUGAGGAUGAGGAUGAGGACCAGGACCAGGACCAGGACCAGGACCAGGAUGGGGAUGAGGAUGAGGAUGAUUGUUGGUGAUGUUCGUUCAGGGUGAGGUAGUAGGUUGUGUGGUUUCAGGGCAGUGAUUUUGCCCCAUCAGGAGACAACUAUACAACCUUCUGCCUUCCCUGGAGGACAGCGACACAGCUCACAGCUCGACUGACAGAAGUACCGGAUAUUCAGUCAACAACACGUGAAUAAUAUGAUCCUGUCUCAGACACCUGAAGAACAUUUCUCCACUGGGAAGAAUCUUAUGUGAAAUGAAACCAUGGAACCAUUGAUGAUGAAGAAGCUUCAUUAAAGCAUCACAAUCUAUCAUUCUCUGAUUUUAUUUUAUGAUUACAGUUGAUUAAUGUCAUAUAUAUGGAAUUUUAAAUAUAUGAUUUAAUCAAUUAAAAAUAAUUUGCUAUACAUAUAUGUGUGUGUCAGAUUGCAAGAUUUUUAUUUUUAUAUAAAAUUUAUUUUUAAUUAUAUUAAUAAUAGUAUUAAUCAACUGUAAUCAUAAAUUAAAAAGAAAAUAAUAUAAUAAUAGCCAAAUAAAUUAUAAAAAGAUUAAUUAACAUAAAUACAUGUAAAACUGUUACUGGAUGGAGGCGGAUAAAAAAAAACAUUCACUAAUAAUUAGUAAUUAUAGUUAAUAUUGCUAAUAAUUAAAAACGACAAUGUAUUAAAUGGGAUUUGUAAUUAAUAAAUGUUAAAAAUAUAUAUAUAUUAUCAAGUGUCAUCAUAAAAAAAACAUUAAAUGUAUUACAUAAUUGUAUUAAACGUGAUUUACAGUUAUUAAAUUCCAAUUUUCUAAAGCCUGUUGUCUACUAGAGAGAAAAAAAACUACUUCCUGUUUCAACAGGAAAUAUGUUAUAUCUUCUGUUAUUUUGGAAGGAUAUUGCUUAAACUUUCUAGCAGAUAAAAAAAAAUAUGAAAAAAUAAUUCAGCAAUAUCUUCACGUAGUGUAUCAAUUAAGAGAUAAUAUUUCUAAAUGUAUCUGUUAUCUGCAAUAAAACUGUUAAUAAAUGUC
Messenger RNA from Carassius gibelio (silver crucian carp), 7396 nucleotides. RefSeq lists its product as uncharacterized. The coding region runs from base 5404 to 6420 and encodes 338 amino acids. NCBI's taxonomy places the organism in Eukaryota, Metazoa, Chordata, Actinopteri, Cypriniformes, Cyprinidae. The record is from RefSeq and is a predicted model, not a curated record. The transcript has 4 exons.